UGCUAUUAUUACAACUAGCGACAUCACGGCCACCCCAACGCAAUAUAGGGACAUAACACCGGAAGUGAGCUCACUUCCGAAUUCGCACGUGAUCCUUGACCCCACGACGAUGAUCGACAUACAUGAAAGGACCACGGAUAACGUCAAUGACGUCAUUGGUCCUGGGGAUGAAACGAGUGGACCUAAGCCAGUCGUAUUGGAAACAGGUAUUAUAGUAGCAAUUGUACUGGGAAUUCUUUUACUCAUCGUAGUCAUAGUGCUUGUUGUGCUUAUCGUCCACAGAAUAGGGUCACCGCCGACAAAAACAACCAACGACUAUGGGACAGAUGAAACUAAAUUGGAAAACAAUGAAUCAAUAAGAAAUACUAAUCACUACGACUAUGCUUCAGAAAUAUGCGAACCAACCUAUGACGAGAUUGGCCCGGAAUACAUUGAACUAGAAGAUACUCCUGGGCAGAGGAUUUUGCCAGAAGACACCAAUGGGAUGAGAAGAAAAAACGAAGACGAACCUGGAGCAAAGAUUCGUCAAAAGAUCACACCUGGGAAUAUAAAAGAGCUACAUUAUGACUAUGCAAUCAACGAAGAUACUUGCACAACACGUGCAACUGAAAACAAAGGAUUAAAUCACUCUGAAUCUGGGAGGUCAGGAACGCCAGUCAACACUCCACAGUACCUUGUAUUGGAUGAGGUGUUACCCGACAGCCAGACAGAUUCAAUAUUAUCAGGUGCUGCUGAAUACCAUGUUUUAGAGGAACAAUUAAAAGAAAGUGUUGGAGACGGAAAUAAUCAAACAGUGCAUGCUGAGGAAACAAGUGAAUCUGGAGUCCCGUCAUAUUUUACACUAGAACCCCCUGCUGAUGGGACAAAUGAAACGAUACAUCAGACCACCGGUAAACGUGAAUCCCUGCCGAGUAAUGAUAGUCCAGAAUAUUACGGUCUUGAAAGAACUGACCAUAGGGAGGCUGAUGUUAGUAGCGGACCAGAGUACCACACGCUUGAAAAUUCUAUAGACACCCAGAGUACAGACGACAAUGAACGAGCUGGGGAACGAGAUCAUUACACACCUCUGCAAGUCAUUCAAAGACCUCUCUAUGAAUCUCUAACGAAUAAAGUUAAUGAGGGUACUCCGGAUAUGAGCAAUUGA
Molecule: messenger RNA, 1144 nt
Organism: Saccoglossus kowalevskii
Lineage: Eukaryota; Metazoa; Hemichordata; Enteropneusta; Harrimaniidae
Source: RefSeq, a predicted model, not a curated record